Molecule: messenger RNA, 969 nt
Organism: Boleophthalmus pectinirostris (great blue-spotted mudskipper)
Lineage: Eukaryota; Metazoa; Chordata; Actinopteri; Gobiiformes; Gobiidae
Product: V-set and immunoglobulin domain-containing protein 1-like
Exons: 5
Coding region: 1-969 (322 amino acids)
Biological process (GO): response to bacterium
Source: RefSeq, a predicted model, not a curated record
AUGAUGAUGAUUCUGAAUGCUUUUAGUGUUUUCCUGCUUUGGUCCCUGAGCGCAGCUUUGGAGCCUGAAGUCCUUCAAAGAAUUUCUUUUCAAAGAGCGAAAGUUGGAGAAACGGUGGAAAUUACAUGUCACAUUUACAGCAGUGGGAGAACCAGCGUGUGGUACAAACUGACACACAACAGGAGAUUAGAGCUGCUCGCUUCUACUGAUGUCUUGUUUAAUCACAGUACUGUCUCUGAGAAGUUUAGAAAUCGUUUCUCUGUUAAGUUGUCCCCUGUGGUCAGUACUUUGAAGAUAUUGAAUGCAGAGUGGGGGGAUGAUGGUACGUACUACUGUGGAGUUUUGAACCUGGAAGAUGUGACGUUUGGAUCAGGGACCAUUGUAGAGGUUGAAGGAGAGUCAAAGCUCAUGCAGUCUGUGCUCCAGAGUCCAGAAUAUAUCAGAGUGCAGCCAGGAGACUCUGUGACUCUCAGCUGUUCAUUUAACCCCAGCCUCUGUCCACAAGAACAUACCAGUGUCACUUGGAUUAAAAGUGGUUCUCAAACUGUUUCAUGGAACUUUGAGAACAUCAGUAUGAACUGUGAGGUGAGAGAAGACGGAGAAACUUCAUGUGUUCAUAACCUGAUCCUGACAGAAGUUGGUUCAGCUGAAAAUGGGACUUUUCUCUGUGUGGUGACUGCCUGUGGAAACACGAUGCUUGGUCCUGGAACAAGGAUAGAAAUGUACAACAAGUCCACGCCCUCAGUACUGGUACAAGUCUUGAGUGGAGCUUUGGUGGGGACUUUAAUCCUGUGUGUGUUACUUUCACUGGUGAUUUACAAGAUCAAGAAGAAAUCACAACCUACCAUGACCGCAGAGAAUGAAGAGGACAUCCACUACGCGGCCUUAAAGCAUCAGAGCUCCAGCAGACCGAGAAGUCACGCCGACAGCACCAACACUGAAUGUGUUUACUCUGGGGUUCGACUGUAG